Tripterygium wilfordii is the source of this 1161-nucleotide messenger RNA. Its product is annotated as CRAL-TRIO domain-containing protein YKL091C. Lineage: Eukaryota; Viridiplantae; Streptophyta; Magnoliopsida; Celastrales; Celastraceae. The coding region runs from base 182 to 913 and encodes 243 amino acids. The record is from RefSeq and is a predicted model, not a curated record. The transcript is spliced from 6 exons.
UUUCCGUUUUGUCAAAGCACAAGUUUCCUUUCCUCCGCAUGAAUACAUGAUACUCUCUCUUCCUCGGUGGAAGUGAACGAUAUCAAAUUGUGGGUUUGAAAAUUUGAACCCUUUUUAAUUCUAUCUUGAUCUCAAUUAGAGUUCCUAAAAGAUCACCUCUCUCGAUCUCAGAACAUUUGUCAUGGAGAAAGACCAAGAAAUGGCAUUAACCCGGAUGAGAAAAUCGGUUGAGAAGCUUGGUUCUUCGACUGAGAACCAUGGGGAUCCAACACUAAUGAGGUUCUUGAUCGCUAGAACAAUGGACCCAGAAAAGGCAGCAAAGAUGUUUGUGAAUUGGCAGAAGUGGAGGGCUUCGUUGGUUCCAAAUGGGUAUAUCCCUGAUUCUGAGGUUCCAGAUGAAUUGGAGUCAAGAAAGAUAUGUCUGCAGGGACUAUCUAACAAAGGGUACCCUUUGUUGAUUGUGAGAGCAAGCAAGCAUUUUCCUUCGAAGGAUCAACGCCAGUUCAAGAAGUUUGUGGUUCAUCUGCUAGACAAAACGAUUGCUAGCUCCUUUAAAGGCAGAGAAAUAGGAAACGAAAAGUUGGUUGCGAUUCUAGAUCUUCAACAAAUUUCAUACAAGAACGUUGACGCGAGAGGAUUAAUCACUGGGUUUCAGUUUUUACAGGCUUACUAUCCUGAACGUUUGGCGAAAUGCUUCAUAUUGCAUAUGCCUUGGUUUUUCGUUAGUGUUUGGAGAAUGGUCUCUCGCUUCCUCGAGAAGGCAACACUAGAAAAGAUUGUGAUAGUAACCAAUGAAGAAGAAAGAAGAGAUUUUAUGAAAGAAAUCGGUGAAGAAACCUUGCCGGAAGAGUAUGGUGGGCAAGCAAAGUUUAUAGCUGUGCAGGAUGUUAUACUGCCACCGCCUGCCUUUUGAUGCUGAAACUUAGAUCAAUGCAGCCCCCUACACACGCUGAUAUAAUAGAAAAACUAAGUAUAAUAAUUCCUUUAAACAAUUUGAACUUGGAGGCGUAAACUUGUCUUUGAUGAUAAUCACCCUGUUGAGUGAUAAAUAAUUAACUACUGUGAUGUUCCUUGGCCUUCAUUUUUGUCUUGGUGGAUGAAGGCUCUAUCAAUUUGAAUGAAUCGAUCGAUUCUCAGUCGAUAAUUGGUACAUUAACUAUA